Exophiala aquamarina CBS 119918 is the source of this 1629-nucleotide messenger RNA. RefSeq lists its product as uncharacterized. The transcript has 2 exons. Lineage: Eukaryota; Fungi; Ascomycota; Eurotiomycetes; Chaetothyriales; Herpotrichiellaceae. The record is from RefSeq and is a predicted model, not a curated record. Bases 1 to 1629 code for a protein of 542 amino acids.
AUGGCGGCCUCUGAGAAAUCAGAGUUCCCCAAGUUCAUCGACGGUGACGUCCUUGUCAUCAUCUCGACAACCCAAAUGUACCGCCUGCACCAUCAGAUUCUGGAAAGUCAUUCGACAUAUUUCAAGAACGCGAUUGCCAAACAACCCGGAGCGUGUCUGAACGCACAGGCUCGCCGUGAUAAUGCACCAGCCUAUCGCUUCGAGUGGCUCCCCGGGACCACGAGUGGCACGGUUGGCCGUUUUGUCCGUAUCGACAUUAGCGAUUCAGGUCGUGCGCAGAAUGCCCUCCCGCAGCUUCCUCCUGACUUGGUCAAUGGCAAGGUUGACAACAAUGACAACAAAGCCUGGGAUUGGCUUUUCGGUCUCUUCUAUAACCGCCCGCCUGCUUUCGACGACUCAAAUCUCGCCUCUGUCCUCUCCGGUGUCAUUUCCCUAAUUGAUCGUGCUGAAUGCAUCGACUCCCUCAAGAUUGUCUGCGACGCCGUCGACCUCGCACUCCUCCGCCAAGACACCGUCUUGUGGACCUCCAUUCUGGGCAACCCUCCCGUCUGGGUCGAACUUGGCUGCCGUGUCCGUUCUCCUUCCAUCUUUUGUGAGGCUGCUUGCCACCUUGUGGGACAAUGGGCCAACAUGAACGACGACGAGAAGGGACACAUCCGUAAAGACAUCCGUAAAGUCCUCGAACGCAAAGCCACCGAGCUCUCCAUUCAGAAGGAGGCAAUCGAGCUUCGCAUCCUCAGCCACUAUCCAGGCUUCUUACACCGCACCGCCGCCGACAAGCCCGGUCGCCCAUCCUAUUCCAACGACAUCUACAUGUGGAUGUCCAUCUCGUUCUUCCGCCAAUGGUUCGCACAAUGUAUUUCUGACGACCGCACUCGCCGUGCCCCGGACGGUGGCCUCAACUUCUACUGCGCACUCGCCGAGGGUGGCCAGUCAUACCUCACGCACUUGGACUUCCAAGAGUUCCACCGCUACUUCCCCAUGAGCAUCAAAGCAUGCCACGUCCUCGAAGCCAACAUGGGUGUUCUCAAGGAAAAUAUCAAGCCCUUCGUUGCUCCGCUCGUGGUCCAGCGUACUCAUCUCAAGAGAGAUGAGUUCGAUAUUGAUUGGUUGACUUGUACCGAGAUCAACAAGGAGGAUUUCCCGUGGUAUAACCCCGACGAGUCGAAGCCUAACCAGCUCGAUGAGUUGUAUGAUACUCUAGGGCGAGAGAAUGUCGUUCGAGCCAAAGCAACCGCCGCCAAGAAGCGAAACAAGGAGCACCCCAUUGACUUUGGCAAUGACGAUGAGGAGGGUGAGGAUAAUGUUGAUUUUGAUGCGGGUGUCCGGAACAAUGCCAAUGCCAAUGCCAAUAUCAGAAAAAAGACAACCACCAAGCGCACUACUGCUGCCACUGCCACCGCCGCCGAAGCCGCCGAAGCCGAAGAUCCAACCCUCGAUCCUCGACUUCUUCGGUUUGCUCGGAAGCGAACUCGAGCAGAAGUCGAUCGCGACGACGGUAAUCCAGACUAUGGCAACGGUACUGAUCAACAACGUGCCAUGGAUGUGCCUGUCGACGAGGAUGCCGAGGGCGACCAGGAAAUGACAGAUGGCGUCGAAAGCGACAUCGACGUCAGUGGCCUCAUCUGA